Urocitellus parryii (Arctic ground squirrel) is the source of this 392-nucleotide messenger RNA. RefSeq names its product olfactory receptor 7G2-like. Gene Ontology annotation, molecular function: olfactory receptor activity; G protein-coupled receptor activity. Lineage: Eukaryota; Metazoa; Chordata; Mammalia; Rodentia; Sciuridae. The record is from RefSeq and is a predicted model, not a curated record. Gene Ontology annotation, biological process: G protein-coupled receptor signaling pathway. Gene Ontology annotation, cellular component: membrane.
AUGGAACCCAGAAACCACACAGCUGUUUCAGAAUUCCUUCUCCUGGGACUGACAGABGACCCAGCCCUGCAGCCCCUCAUCUUCAGCCUGUUCCUGUCCAUGUACCUGGUCACCAUCCUGGGGAACCUGCUCAUCAUCCUGGCCGUCAGCUCUGACCCCCGCCUCCACACCCCCAUGUACUUCUUCCUCUCCAACCUGUCCCUCACUGACAUCUGUAUAAGCACAACCACCAUCCCCAAGACGCUGGUGAACAUCCAAGCACACACUCAGAGCAUCAGUUACUCAGGCUGCCUCUCCCAGCUCUGCUUUGUCUUGAUCUUUGGUGGCUUAGAAAAUUGCCUCCUUGCAGUGAUGGCCUAUGACCGCUAUGUGGCCAUUUGUCACCCUCUGAG